This is a messenger RNA of Trematosphaeria pertusa, 1671 nucleotides long. Its product is annotated as cytochrome P450 alkane hydroxylase. Gene Ontology annotation, molecular function: heme binding; iron ion binding; oxidoreductase activity, acting on paired donors, with incorporation or reduction of molecular oxygen, reduced flavin or flavoprotein as one donor, and incorporation of one atom of oxygen. The record is from RefSeq and is a predicted model, not a curated record. The transcript has 7 exons. NCBI's taxonomy places the organism in Eukaryota, Fungi, Ascomycota, Dothideomycetes, Pleosporales, Trematosphaeriaceae. The coding region runs from base 1 to 1545 and encodes 514 amino acids.
AUGGUACCAGGCUAUCUUCUUUCGGCUCUCCUAGUCGCCAUUGUAGUGAUACUCUGCAGUCGAUACAGGGAUCGGCAGCGCGAACUACGGGCAAGAACACUGGAAAACAAGGCUAUCGCAGAACACCAUGGCUGCCUUCCGGCUCCAAGGCUUCGGAAUCAAAGACCCUGGGGAGUUGACCGUCUCGAACAAAUCUUCAGAGCAGAUGCCGAGUCACGACUCAUGGGAUUGUUCUUGUUCCAUUUCCGUCAGACGGGUAGCACUCUGGAACAGAAGUUCCUUGGAACCAAAGCCUAUGGCACGAUAGAACCAGCCAACCUCGAAGCCAUUUGCUCUGCCAAUUUCAAAGAUUUUGGAAUGGGUCUGCGCAGAGCGAUCACUUUCCCCAUGUUUGGCGAUGGCAUCUUCACACAAGAAGGUGCCGCCUGGAAACAUUCGAGGGACAUGUUGCGACCACAGCUUCAGCACAAGCAAUACCAGGAUUUGGAACUCUUUGAACAAGCGGUUGACGACUUGAUUAGUAUCAUCGAGAAGAAAGAUGGCGUUAUCGAUCUUCAACCCUUGUUUUUUCGUCUGACGCUCGACACCGCGACUGCGUUUCUCUUCGGAGAAUCAGUACGAAGCCUGAUUACUCCAGAGGCUGUUAGCGAGCAAACAUUUGCAACCGCGUUCAACACCGCCCAGCAGUGGGUUACAAAGCGAUACCGGUUUCUCGAUCUCUACUGGCUGGUGAAUGGCAGAGAGUUCCGGCAAGCUUGCAGCGACGUACAGAAAUUUGCGGACCAUCUUAUCGAUCGCAAUCUCUCACCCGACCGCGCUCGGAAUGAUAAAGGACGAUACGUUUUCCUCGAUACCAUUGCACAAAGCUGCUCCGACCGAUCUGCAUUGAGAGGUCAGAUCAUCAACCUGCUUGCUGCAGGAAGAGACACGACUGCAUGUCUCCUUUCGUGGACCUUCUUUUUGCUUGUCCGUCACCCGCGGGUUCUAGAGAAAUUAAGGCAAGAAAUCGCAUCUGUAUGUGACGCUGAGUCCAGCUUGUCACGGACCGUCCUACGAAAGAUGCAUUACCUGCAAAAUGUGCUCAACGAGACCCUUCGACUCUACCCUUCCCUCCCUGUGAACACUCGCACAGCAGUGAAAACGACUGUUCUUCCCACAGGCGGCGGUCCCGAUCGAAAAUCUCCUGUUUUAAUACCCAAAGGAAGCGCUUUAGCGUUCAGUGUCUACUCUAUGCACAGACGACCCGAUCUAUAUGGUAUGGACGCCGAGCUAUUCCGUCCAGAAAGAUGGGAUGAGGAGUUGCCUAUGCACAAGGAUCCUACUAAGCACAAAUGGGGCUAUCUCCCGUUUCACGGUGGCCCUCGGGUCUGUCUUGGAAUGGAUUUCGCCCUUACGGAAGCCGGAUACACGGUCGCCCGACUCAUUCAAAGAUUCCCAACCAUCAAACUACCCGAAGGCGAGACGUUCGAACUAGUUGGGGUCGAGAAACAAGUCAUGACGCUGGUGAUAUCGAUCAAAGACGGUUGUAAGGUUGAUAUCCGGUAGUGUAUGGAAUUGAGCACAUGUUAGGAGAUUGCCUACCAAGAGCAUCUACCCAACGUAUGAAUAGGAUCUUCUAAGGAAAAUCGUAUCGUUAUACAUGAAUCGAGCUGAACACCUCGGUAAGAAAAC